Haliotis rubra (blacklip abalone) is the source of this 669-nucleotide messenger RNA. RefSeq names its product pro-resilin-like. The transcript has 2 exons. Bases 1 to 669 code for a protein of 222 amino acids. NCBI's taxonomy places the organism in Eukaryota, Metazoa, Mollusca, Gastropoda, Lepetellida, Haliotidae. The record is from RefSeq and is a predicted model, not a curated record.
AUGAUGGGGAGUACCCAGCUUUCAUGGGGUGUAUGGAACCUAGAUGGGUUUACCGGAGCCUACAUGGGUGAUACAGAGCCUGCACAGGCAUACGGAACCUACAUGGGUGAUACAGAGCCUGCACAGGCAUACGGAACCUACAUGGGUGAUACAGAGCCUGCACAGGCAUACGGAACCUACAUGGGUGAUACAGAGCCUGCACAGGCAUACGGAACCUACAUGGGUGAUACAGAGCCUGCACAGGCAUACGGAGCCUACAUGGGUGAUACAGAGCCUGCACAGGCAUACAGAACCUACAUGGGUGAUACAGAGCCUGCACAGGCAUACAGAACCUACAUUGGUGAUACAGAGCCUGCACAGGCAUACGGAACCUACAUGGGUGAUACAGAGCCUGCACAGGCAUAUGGAGCCUACAUGGGUGAUACAGAGCCUGCACAGGCAUAUGGAGCCUACAUGGGUGAUACAGAGCCUGCACAGGCAUACGGAACCUACAUCGGGUGGCCCAAGGCUCCAGGGCCCAAGACUCCAGGGCCCAAGGCUCCAGGGGCCAAGACUCCAGGGCCCAAGGGUCCAGGGCCCAAGGCUCCAGAAUCCAGGGCCCAAGGCUCCAUAACCCAAGGCUCCACAGCACAAGGCUCCAGAACCCAAGGCUCCAGAGCACAAGACUAA